AGCGGGGAAACGUUUCAAACGCGGAAGAUGUGUGUUCGCGCAGCUCGAGCGCUGUUUACUGGGGCUCCCUGGCUGUGAAUGUACGUCCACGGACUCGCGUCGCCAAGCCAAACAAAGUUAUCUGGAUGGAGAUCGUUUGUUACAUAAUUUACUGGAAAUAUAGUGUCUGACAGGCUGGAUUAAUUUCAGCGGCUCGCCACACUCAGUAUCGCAGCGUGUGGCCCCUCGGACAGAGGUGGGAUAAUCUGAGCCCUCCUGGCACCUCGAUGCCCAAACAGAGGCGGAGGUCCCUGAGAGAGGCGGUGUUCUCCCGUUCGUCUCCGGUUUGCGACGGAUCAAGGAGAGGUGGAGGAGGAGGAGGAGGAGGCGCAGGAAACUUUUCAUCCACAGAGAUUUGUGAUGAUCAAGCACAGAUGGCGGAACAGUACAGCGGGCAAGCAGGCUUUCUCUCCGACGCUAACCCGGGGAGAGGGUGCCUAGUGCCGCAGGUGACCAUCACGUCUGAUGGGGACUCACGGGAGAUCACUGAGGAGGAUCUGGACGAGGUGGUGAACGGACGGCUGCGCCGUAAACUCUCCAACUCCUCCAUCUCCUCCAACGGCUCCUCCACGGCGUUUGACGAGUCGGAGGAUGACAUCCUCAGCGACAACGAGACCAAAAGCAAAGGCAUCGUGACUCUCGAGCAUUUCGGGGACUCGGUAGACUCGGGAGAGCAAAUAAAUGCCUGGUGGAAACUGAAAACUAUUGUCAAUUGCCCUUUACUGACCUCACAGCGAAGACGACUGUCCUGGGUUCAGCUAGCAGGCCAUAAAGGCAGCUUUAAAGCAGGGGAUGAGGGCUCCAUACUGAAGAAGUUCUCAGAGAAUGAGAAGCUGUGUUUCGAGAAGCUGAAAGAGGAUGCUUUACAUUCUUUCGUGCCCAGCUACUACGGAGUGGUUGAGAGAGACGGAGAGCAUUUUCUCAAAAUGAAAGACCUAUUGGCCAAGUUUGAUUUGCCCAACGUCAUGGACUGCAAGAUGGGAGUGAGGACGUAUCUGGAGGAUGAGUUGGUGCGGGCAAGGGUGAAGCCAAAGCUGCGUGAAGACUUGUAUAAUAAGAUGCUGGAGGUGGACAACGAGGCUCCUACGGCGGAGGAGAAGAAACAGAAGGCUGUUACCAAACCACGCUAUAUGCAGUGGAGAGAAAGUCUCAGCUCUACAAACACUCUGGGCUUCCGCAUUGAGGGUAUCAAGAGAGGGGAAACCUGCAACACAGACUUCAAAAAGACCCGUUCAAAGGAAGACGUCAUUCAAGUCUUUAAGGAUUUCGUUGAAGGCAAUAAAAACAUAAUUAAGUCCUAUAUUACAAGACUUGAAGAUAUUAAAAAGGCACUGAAGGUCUCAGAGUUCUUCAAGAAACAUGAGGUAAUUGGGAGUUCGCUUCUCUUCAUUCACGACCACACAGAGAGAGCUGAAGUCUGGCUCAUAGAUUUUGGCAAGACCACACCUCUCCCAGAAGGACAGAACCUGGAUCACUACAGACCCUGGGAGGAGGGCAACCGAGAAGACGGAUACUUAUGGGGUCUGGACAACCUGCUGCAAACCCUUUCCUCAUUAGCCAGGGAGUGACCUUCCUACUGCGAACUUCUCACAGUCUGAGUGACAGCAACAGCAUGCUGAUAGACACUUAUAAACCUUCUGCAGAGCAUUAUAGGAAGGCGACCAGUGACAAAGUCCAUUACUUUACAGUAUUAUGCUGUAAAAGCAUUUCAUGAUGAUCAUGGUUUUAAAAAAUGCAAAUCUGUCAUCAUCAUGAAUUAUGGCAAAGUCCAAAAAAAGGUUGAAAACAACAUUUAGUUUAGCCUACAAAAUGAAUUUCAAGCACUUAGGCAUAGAUCUUUUAAUCAACGUUUUUAAGAUCAUAAGGAACAAAAUCAGUCACGUUUGUCCAAUUUUUUGGCUGGGUUUGCAUGCUGGUAUCUAAUAAAAUCAACUGUUCAUUUCUUCACGCUUCAUAUAAGACAAAAUCAAAGCUAGUUGCAGGUUAGUAAGCCCAGCAAACACUAGUCAAACAAUGGAUGUUGCACAACUGACUGUUUCUUAAAGUACCAUCAAACUAAAGUGUGCAGCACAUGCAUUGAAGUGUGUUAUGUAGAACGCAUAUACAAUGUGAAUGAUGCACAACACUAGUGCUUUUAUAGUCCAAUAGGAUGAUAUUAAUCGCUUUGAAUGCAGUGGUCAAUCAAGGGUGGUCUUAUAAAUUCUCAGAUGAUUUCAUGGAUAUAUUCUAUUGGUUUUAUGGUUUAAGAACCUGGGUUGUUAUUUUCUAUACCUGCACACCACUGAAAGUGUUUCAUUAUUAGACAAACUUAACCUUGUGACACUAUUUUGUUUAGGGGGGCAGGUGAAUUUUGUUACAGUGUUCCCUGUGCAGUAUGUUUAUGACAAAUAAAACAUCUGCUCAAAUCAUUCUAGAUUUCUGACAGUCAUUUUAGGCUUUCAUCUCAGGAUUAUAGUCAAAAUUGAUUUAUUUAGGGUUUGCUAUUACGCAGCAAUGUCCAUCUUUUAACAUAAAAAAAAUACAGGUAGUACAAGUAACGUUAAAAUUCACUUUAUGUGAUGGUAUUCAUUUCUAGAAAUGAACCCCUGCAAAGUCUUCCAUAAAAAACAAGACACAUGCAGAA
Messenger RNA from Labeo rohita (rohu), 2662 nucleotides. It is a transcript of the gene itpka, whose product is annotated as inositol-trisphosphate 3-kinase A. The coding region runs from base 267 to 1607 and encodes 446 amino acids. Gene Ontology annotation, molecular function: inositol-1,4,5-trisphosphate 3-kinase activity; inositol tetrakisphosphate kinase activity. The transcript is spliced from 7 exons. Lineage: Eukaryota; Metazoa; Chordata; Actinopteri; Cypriniformes; Cyprinidae. Gene Ontology annotation, biological process: inositol phosphate biosynthetic process. The record is from RefSeq and is a predicted model, not a curated record. Gene Ontology annotation, cellular component: nucleus; cytoplasm.